Molecule: messenger RNA, 1071 nt
Organism: Prosopis cineraria
Lineage: Eukaryota; Viridiplantae; Streptophyta; Magnoliopsida; Fabales; Fabaceae
Product: deSI-like protein At4g17486
Exons: 5
Coding region: 283-966 (227 amino acids)
Biological process (GO): protein deubiquitination
Molecular function (GO): deubiquitinase activity
Source: RefSeq, a predicted model, not a curated record
UCUAAGUCCUUCUGCAUUUGCUUCGAAAGGCUGAUUGCUCCAAAUUCUUCUUCAAUUUUGAAGUUCUAUACUUCUUCCUAGCUUCCUACUCCUUUCCUCAAUUCUUUUGCUUAUGUUGAUGGUGCACUGCCAGAUCCUGCUCUGAAUUUUGGGCUUCUUCUUCGAUCUUGCUUGAUAUGCCCACUAUUCUCAUUUUCAGGCUGGGCUUUUCCGUAGAGUAUGGGCUUGUGAUUCUGAGCAUAUAGUUGGAGAAUUGUGAAGGAGGUGAAGAAAUUUCUUACGAUGCGGUUGUUCCCCUUGAGCUCGAGCUCCAACUCGAGUUUGAGGUCGGAGAGGGAGCGAAAUAAUGAGAAAAAGAGUCGUGCUAUGGUUUAUCUCAAUGUAUAUGAUCUCACUCCUAUAAACAAUUAUCUUUACUUGUUUGGACUUGGAAUCUUUCAUUCCGGUAUAGAAGUGCAUGGUAUGGAGUAUGGCUUUGGAGCACAUGAGUAUCCGUCAAGUGGAGUGUUUGAGGUUGAACCUAGAAGCUGCCCUGGCUUUAUCUUUAGACGAUCAGUUGUAUUAGGCAGCACUGACCUGUCUGGCACAGAGUUUCGUUCCUUCAUUGAGCGCCUUUCUUCUGAUUAUCAUGGAGAUACUUACCAUCUGAUUGCCAAGAAUUGCAACCAUUUUACUGAUGAAGUCUGUCAACGGCUAACUGGAAAGCCUAUCCCUGCAUGGGUAAAUCGAAUGGCUCGAGUAGGUUCUUUCUGCAAUUGUCUUUUGCCAGAAAGCCUUCAGGUUGCUGCAGUUAGACAUCUUCCUGAACGCCUAACAUAUACUGAUGACGAAGGAUCAGAAUCUGGGUUGUCUGCAUCAAUGGAAAGUGAAGAGGAGGAGCCAAAUCACCAUCUGCUAACAGCAUCUAAUGGUGACGUGGCCUUUCUAAAGGAAAAACCGGUGCGGCUAGCUCGAGAGCUUCUGUGAUUUCAGUAGCUUCUGUUGUGUGAUGGUUAUGAUUAUUCUUUGUUCGGUUGUUAUCAUGUUCAUAUAUACAAUCACAGCUUAGCCAGUGUGACAAGUUUCUCAAAC